AUGACAUUGACAGAAGAACAAAAAGAACGAAUUAGGAAGAAUAGGGAAAGAGCGCUACGACUCAAGAAGGAGCGUAUGGAGCGAUUGGCCAAGGAGAAGGAGGAAGCGGACGAGAAGAAACGAGCAUUGAAUUCUCUAAAAGGAGAGACUUUGGAAGCUACAGCCAACAAGAAACAAAAGUUGGAAGUAGCCAAUAAGAAGCAGGAAGAAGAAGAAGAUGUAGAAUUGGAAGAAUUUGAAGUGGGAGCAUCGGAAUGGGUCACCAAAUCGGAGGCCAUGAAGACCUAUUGCCUUCCGUUAGGGACCUUGGCCGUAUGUCAAGUGGAGGAGAAGCCCAAUCCGCAUCAUGCAUCUUGGAAGCCCAUGAAGCUUUACUUGAGAAGUCAAGUAAGGCAAAAGGCGCGGACGCGAUGGGGAGGAUUGGAAGGAUUGGUGGAGGAACGGAAUAAACGGAGGCAAAAACAAUUGGAUAGGGACAUGGCCAAGGCCAAGUCCAUUUUCGAAUAG
Molecule: messenger RNA, 507 nt
Organism: Cylindrotheca closterium
Lineage: Eukaryota; Bacillariophyta; Bacillariophyceae; Bacillariales; Bacillariaceae
Source: the annotation of a GenBank genome assembly